CCGAUGCCACCUCGUCGCCCAAUAUCCCCGCUCUCCUUCGAUUCAUGCUCGCUACCCCCACCAGACAAUGACCUCGAUACUCUUGCUGCCUCCGAUGACGACCUAGAUUCUACUGAGCGUCUGGCUCGACGUCGGAGAAUUGAGAAGCUUGCUGAAGCUUAUCUACAAGGCUCACCGCUUUUUCUUUUGUCUGCAUCGCUUCGAGGACCUUUCGACAAUGGAUGGGUCAAUCCUUGGAGAAAGGAUCGACGCAGGCAUGACGGAUUGGAGGGUAACGAGGAUGAGAAUAAAAAACGACCAGUGAUCCCGGAGACGAAUCCGCGAAAACGACCACUAUACCACCACGAGUCCCGUGAAACACAACGCACGCAACUUUCCAUGCAACAUUCCGAGAUAACUCCAAACCUGGAAUCCGGAAAGACUUCGACCACAGAAUCUUCUAACAAACGAGCGCGGGGUAAUAGCAGAGAUAUAAGAGUUACAAGCGCCACACCAAAAGAUACAUUUGUCUCCAAGGGCCAACCGUCUCCACACACAAACAGAACUUGGCUGAAGAAGGACUGUGCCGGAAUUGGGUUUCGAACGGUCAAUCCGCCGACAUCUCCUACAGCAACUAUAUCAUCUCGUCGCCAGGGAGCAAAGGACAAUACUAUACAAGUACCCGCAACUGACUACCGAUGGCCAGUUAGGGAUCAUCGGAAAGAUCUUGAUCAUUUGCGGGAGGACAAACGUGAUGUUCAUCGGGUACCGGACAGUGUCAAGGUUGCUGCCUUCAAGGAGCAGCGCAGUAGUCAAUCUGAACCUCAAAGAAUUUCGUCCGAUGCAGCAAACCAGGAAGGAUCGCUCUAUGUCCUUUCCUCGUCCUCGCACCUGCCAAAAUUCGAGUACCGUCGCGCAAAGACCUCCAGCCACGGCAAGCAGGAGCCCGAGUCUACGUCUGCGCAUCAGGAGCGAGAAGAUAGCCCCAAUCACAUAAAUAUGGCUGAGGACAACAACCAUCUAUGCCAUGAAAAUCAACCCUCGCACGGCGCGUCUCUGGAAGAGGCUAUCCGACCCGACUCGCCCGAUCCCCCUGCCGCAGAUGAGAAAAGUGCACAUGCCUCUCAGCCGCAGGCUACAAGUGAAGUGCAAGUUACAAAUGCUGCCACGUCGCAAUCCAUCUCACCGGCACAGAGGGCACCGGACAACAUUGAUCAUGUAGCGGCAAACGUGAGUGACAAACUACCCUCAGCACAACAUAACCCCUCGGAUCCAGCCGUCACGCACAACGCUACCUCGCUACAUACGAUCUCUGCCGCAAAGGCUCAUACUCAGAGUGACGAAGAGACUAUUCCCGACCCGCAAUUCAAUACGCAGGCCGCUCUUCUUCACGCCCAGAUAUCAUUUCAGAAAGAUCUUGAAAGCCCAGAACAUACCCCUGGUCGGGCUGCAAACCCAGGUUCAGUAUCUCGCAAUGAUAUCACGCCGUUUUGCAGAGUGGCUACACCCGGUGGGUUCGAGAACUUGCCAGGCAACAAGGCCUUCGGGACGAUGAAAGGCCCCAUGAUGAGCACACAAUACCUCAUUGAAGCCGUCACGCCAUUCACGCUCAGUACUGAGAAGAGGUCCAAACCUCGAUUUUUGACUCCACAAGAUCCUGAGUUUAGCACUAAGCUCAAAGGAUCUUCUUUCGCGGGGGCGUUGUCGUCGCCCGUCCCGGACUAUGCCAACGACGGGAGUUUGAAUAUCGUAUCAUCUCAGCCGCCGGAUCAUGCGGAUCUCUUAGAUCCGCCUCAGGCAGAAGAAUUGGAGAUUACCUUCUCCGGAACUAUGCCUACCACGGGUGAGGACGGUCAGGGAGGCGUGAUGGGUGCUGAAAGUUUCAACCUCAACGAAGCAAUUGCUGAGGCCGGGAGCUGGUUAAAGGAAAGCUUCGACAUAGGUCAGGAGAUCCAACGAUGCGCACACCCGAAUAAGAGAGGGUCACCCUCUGGCAUUGGCCGGUCAGCAGUAAGCCUCGAUGCUUAGGAAAAUUAUCGAUGAUUACUUGAUUUUAAAGACGAUCACGACAAUCACUUGCUUUUGCGCCAUGAGGCGGCCUCGGUUCUCUGGUGGUCCAUCCAUACUUUGGGCUUUUUCUUUAUUUAUCUUUUUACGGGCAUAGCUUUCAUGCGGGCUUCAUAGCGACAUAGAUGCACAUUAUGAGAUAU
This is a messenger RNA of Aspergillus uvarum CBS 121591, 2189 nucleotides long. RefSeq lists its product as uncharacterized. The coding region runs from base 4 to 2007 and encodes 667 amino acids. The record is from RefSeq and is a predicted model, not a curated record. Lineage: Eukaryota; Fungi; Ascomycota; Eurotiomycetes; Eurotiales; Aspergillaceae. The transcript has a single exon.